Molecule: messenger RNA, 1908 nt
Organism: Serendipita indica DSM 11827
Lineage: Eukaryota; Fungi; Basidiomycota; Agaricomycetes; Sebacinales; Serendipitaceae
Source: the annotation of a GenBank genome assembly
AUGGGACAGGACCAACUCCUCAAGGUUCUCUCGGCGCAUUUAAGAGAGGGCGACUCGAGCUUCUUCUUCCAACACCCCCACACUCUCUCCAGCAUGGAAAAGCAACGCAAACACGACUAUGCCACCUUUGUCACGACCUACACCCAGUAUGCUCAGACGGAAAACUUGGAUCAAAUGCGCAAGAAGGAGUUUCGCCGCCUCGGGAAAGCCAACGAGAUUUACGUCGACUAUAUGGGUGGUGCAUUAUGGCCAGAGCACCUUGUUGCUACUCAUUCGACGAUUCUACAAGCUGGUCUUUUUGGAAACACACACUCUGACAGCCCAUGUGCACUAAGGUCAGACCACCAUAUUGCUGCGGCAAGACGCGCUGUCCUCGACUUUUUCGAUGCACCAUCAGAGGAAUACGUCUGCAUCUUCACCUCGAAUGCCACGGCGGCUCUCAAGCUUGUUGGAGAGAGCUUUCCGUUUGAUCCUACCGGACGACUUGUUCUCCCGGUCGACUGCCAUAAUAGUGUCAACGGCAUCCGACGAUUUGCUGAACGCGCCGGAUCGGUAGUCACCUAUCUCUCUGCUGGCACUCACGGCGGCUUUAGGGAGCGUGAAGCGCUGGACGUUUUGCAUCAAUCAAACGCAGAUCACGGUCCCUCGCUGUUUGUGGUCACUGGCCAAUCGAACGUCACUGGCAUCCGUCCUCCCCUGUCAAUCCUGGCCGCCGCGAAACAAGCUGGUUGGGCGACGCUUCUCGAUGCCGCUGCUCUGGCUUCGUCCACUCGUAUCUCUCUUAGCUCUCUUGGCCACGUCGAUGCGAUGGCUGUCAGCUUUUACAAGAUGUUCGGCUAUCCGACUGGCGUGGGCGCGCUCAUUGCCAAGAAGAGUUUUCUAGCUACCCUCAAUCGACCAUGGUUCAGUGGAGGAGCUGUGGACUUUGUACAGAGUCCCGGAGGUUUGGCAUUGCCGGCAAGUGAUUUGAUUGCACGUUUCGAGGAAGGAACAUUGAAUUACGCUUGCCUUUCGGCUAUUGAGCCCGGCCUCGAGUUUUUGAAAAAGUAUAUGCCGUCGCUCGCGGUGCGACUUCCAGCCCUUCACCACUACCUUCACACAUGUCUCGAAUCACUCGUCUAUCCCGGAACCAACGCCCCACUCAUCCGCAUCCACACGAAAAAGCGGUCCCUACAUGCACCAGCUCAGUUAAGCUAUGCUCGAGACACAUCCAUGUCCCAUCAGUUAUCCUCUGAGACACCUUUUGCAUCCAGUACUGCCUCUUUCAAGCGGCUGUUCACUCGCAAGUCCACCUCGUCGGGUCUUCCUACCCCACCCCAGACACCGAAGAUGGAGCAGAAACAACUCCAUCUAUCGUCAUCCAAUACGCUCUCCCUACCGCCUAAAAAGUCUUCUCGACGGCCUAUGACGGCUCCCGCUCGAACCUCGGAUGGGCUAGCAACCACUUCAAUCUCCGAAUCGCGCCAAGAUGAAGCGCAGAAGGAAGAGGGCCAAGGAUAUGUACUGUCAUGCACAUUCUACACGAGCUCGGGGGCGAUGAUCCCACUCGCCCACAUCUCUAAGCUCGCAGCAGCUCACGGCAUCUCACUGCGAACUGGAUGCGUUUGCAAUCCCGGAGGAGCAGCCGCGCUGCGAGGUAGCGAGGCGCAGCAGAAGAUGCAGACUGUCGAGGCGGUUUUCCUCGACUCACAUGGGGGUGUGCUCCCUCAUCACACGACCAAGGUUGACAUGCAGCGGGAUAUGGAAGAGGUUUGGAGCGUUGUUGGAGGCAUGGACGGUCUUGGUGUCGUUCGCAUCAGCCUCGGAUUGGCCAACAACUUUGACGAUAUUUGGAGACUCGUCGCAUGGGCGAGAACUCUUCUCGACGAACCAGAAAGGGAGCGAAGGCUCGCUCGACUUAUGGCGUAA